Mangifera indica (mango) is the source of this 1257-nucleotide messenger RNA. Its product is annotated as blue copper protein-like. Lineage: Eukaryota; Viridiplantae; Streptophyta; Magnoliopsida; Sapindales; Anacardiaceae. The transcript is spliced from 3 exons. Gene Ontology annotation, cellular component: plasma membrane. The record is from RefSeq and is a predicted model, not a curated record. Bases 142 to 1176 code for a protein of 344 amino acids. Gene Ontology annotation, molecular function: electron transfer activity.
GAUGUCCCAAACAGUUGCUGGACUCCUUCAGCUUCUUAUGCUCUCAUAAGAGAAAAAACAGAGCUCAAAAAUAUAAAAACAGAGCAGAGGCGACUUGAGCACUAUUAUAUAACAAAGCUGGGGCGACUUCUGUUUAAGAACAUGUACUCAGAAGCUAUGGCAAGUAAUUUGAACAAAAUUUUUAUCGUCUCAAUUGUUGCUAUAGCGGCUUUGCUGCAGAGAUCCAAGGCGCAGACAACACACAUAGUGGGUGAUGCCCUUGGCUGGCUUGUCCCUCCUAGUACUGAUACUUACACAACAUGGGCUGCAAACCAGACCUUCAGAGUCGGCGACGUUCUUGUGUUCAAUUUCGCCGCUGGAAGACAUGACGUUGCUCAAGUAACAGAGGCUGCAUUCAAUGCCUGCAACAGUAGUAAUCCCAUUUUGAGAGAAACAAAUAGUCCUGUAAAUGUUACUCUGUCUUCAUCCGGCGAGUUUUACUACAUUUGCACAUUUUCCGGCCAUUGCAGCGGUGGCCAGAAGUUGAGGGUGAACGUUAGUGCUGCAGCUGCUUCUCCAGCUCCUCAGCCCGUCAUUUCUCCCUCUCCCAUUAUCCCUCCAACACCAACACCUGUCACUGUACCAACACCAACACCAACUCCAUCGCCCACAAGAAAUCCAGUGACUUACGUUGUUGGAGAUCAAAUUGGGUGGACCAUCCCGGCUAACACCUCCGUCGGUUACCAAAAUUGGGCUAGUGGGAAGACCUUUAUGGUCGGAGAUAUCCUAGUUUUCAAUUAUGCGAUGAAUGCUCACGAUGUGGCGGAGGUGACAAAACAAGCGUACGCUUCAUGCGACAGCAACAGCACCAUUUCUCUGAAUUCAAGCCCACCUACAAGAAUCACUCUGACGACCCCUGGCGAACAUUUCUUCAUCUGUACCUUCCCGAAUCACUGCUCAGCCGGCCAGCAGCUGGCCAUCAACGUCACCGGAACCGCCACUGCCCCGUCGCCAUCACCCAGUAUUGCCACGUCACCAACACCAACACCCAGUGUAGCCACUCCUCCUCCUACAAGCACUAAUACUCCUUCACCGCCACCUCCAACAGGUCAAACAGGAAACUCUGCUAAGUCUCUGAAUGCUGCCGGCGUCUCUUUCACUUUCUUAGCCAUCAUCUUUGUGGGUUUGUUGUAUUAGACUUGUGGUUCAGAGUUAGCCAUUGUUACACAGAUUGAGAUUUUUGUAUUACAAUAAAAGUUGAUUUUAAUUUUUUUGACA